Messenger RNA from Pistacia vera, 2355 nucleotides. Its product is annotated as L-Ala-D/L-amino acid epimerase. Bases 57 to 1304 code for a protein of 415 amino acids. Gene Ontology annotation, molecular function: racemase and epimerase activity, acting on amino acids and derivatives. Lineage: Eukaryota; Viridiplantae; Streptophyta; Magnoliopsida; Sapindales; Anacardiaceae. The record is from RefSeq and is a predicted model, not a curated record. The transcript has 7 exons.
CUAAACACUUUCUUUAUUCACUCAGAAUCCAAUCAAAUCAAAACCCUGAAGGCCAAAUGAUCUCACUUGGAUUCUUCCUCCCUCAAACUUCAAGCCCCCACAAACCCAUUUGCAAAAUGGCAAUAUCAUCAUCUUCAUCAUCAUCAUCAUCAGCUCCACCAACACAAUCUACAAGCUUUGGCUUCAAAACUUUGACUAAAACCUUCACUGUUAAUGUUCAGAAAGCAGAGACCAGACCGUUGAAUGUGCCCUUAAUUGCUCCUUUUACCAUAGCCUCUUCAAGGCUUGACAAAGUGGAGAACGUGGCCAUUAGAAUAGAGUUCAAUAAUGGGUGUGUUGGGUGGGGUGAGGCUCCUAUUUUGCCUCAUGUGACAGCUGAGGAUCAGGAGACUGCUAUGGUGAAAGCCGGUGAGGCUUGUGAGGUUUUGAAGAAGAGUCCAGCCAUGGCUCUGGGUUUGGUUUUUGAGAAGAUUGCUACUCUUCUUCCUGGUCAUCAGUUUGCUUCUGUUAGGGCAGCUGUCGAGAUGGCAUUGAUUGAUGCAGUUGCUAAUAGCAUCAGCAUGCCUUUGUGGAGACUCUUUGGUGGAGCUACAAAUAAUAUAACCACUGAUAUAACAAUUCCUAUUGUUUCCCCAGCUGAAGCAGCUGAAUUAGCUUCAAAGUACCUCAAACAAGGAUUCACUACUUUGAAGCUUAAGGUGGGAAAGAAUCUGAAGGCAGACAUAGAAGUUCUACAAGCGAUACGUGCAGUCCAUCCUGAUUGUUCAUUCAUCUUGGAUGCCAAUGAGGGUUACAAACCCAAUGAAGCUAUUGAAGUUCUUGAAAAAUUAUAUGAAAUGGGAGUGAUUCCAGUUCUCUUUGAGCAGCCAGUGCAUAGAGAUGACUGGGAAGGUCUUGGUCUUGUUAGUCAUAUAGCCAAAGACAAGUAUGGGGUAUCUGUUGCAGCCGAUGAGAGCUGUCGGGGUUUGCAUGAUGUUAAAAAAAUAAUAAAAGGAAAUCUUGCAGAUGUCAUUAACAUUAAGCUUGCAAAAGUUGGGGUCCUUGGGGCCCUUGAAAUUAUUGAAGAGGCCCGGGCAUCUGGGUUGGACUUAAUGAUUGGUGGUAUGGUUGAAACUAGACUAGCCAUGGGCUUUGCUGGCCAUCUUGCUGCUGGCCUUGGCUGUUUCAAAUUCAUUGACCUUGAUACACCUCUACUUCUGGCUGAAGAUCCAGUUCUUGAGGGUUAUGAAGUCUCUGGUGCUGUUUACAAGUUUGCGAAUGCAAGAGGUCAUGGUGGAUUCCUUCAUUGGGACAAUCUUGCAUGAAAACUUGGUUGCUUCCAUAGUUCUGGAACUCUAAGCCGUCCAUCAGUCAAUCUGAUUUUUUUGGUUCGUAUACCAUGCUCGUGGUUAAUAAGAAUGCAGGCCUCUGAUUUUUGUGGGGUUUGUGAACAAGUGAAUGAGUGGAGCAUCAAAAGUCCUUGCUUGCUUUGUGUUUGCCGGUAAGAGUUACAGUGCCAUUAUUGCAACUUAAAUUAUAAUUUUGGAAAAAAAUAUAUUCUUCCAUGUUUUGUAGUGGAGAUAGUGUUGUCUGUUGAGUUUCCCAAUCUAAUUAUCAAGAUUGGUUUAGAAGUAUCUGUAUACCAUUUUUUUCCUGAAUAAUUCUGUUUUCAUGUUUUUAUCUUAUUUAAUCUCUAUCAACUCUUAGAUGAAAACUGUCUUUUAACUUUUGAUGUAAAUUGUCUUCUAUCAUUUAUGCUGGACCUCUUCCAAUCAUUAAGCAAGAGGCUUUCCUAGCCUUGCUGGCAACAAUAAUGCCUUUGAUUAACAAAUUUCUGCAGCCUGGUGAUUAAGGGAAACAAUACUUGGUCAAUCUUCUUGAAUCAAUUGUAUUGAUUCUUUCUUUUUUCCUCUAUAAUGAAGUUGACUUGUGCUGGAAAUGUAACUAAAUUGGCAAAUUUUGAGUGUUGAAAAUUCCGUCAUUUCUCCAUUUACAUCUCCAGAGAACGUUGACAUGUUCUCCAAAACUGAUGAAAUGUCUUAGACCGUAGUUUCCUCAAUGGUCAAACUAGCAUCCGUAAAACCAAUAAAUUGGAAUUUCUCUUCUUUUAUAGACAGUUUACAGUACUUCUUGAAUCGGUAUUGUUCUUUAUUGACUCUUGGAUGUGGAUGAAGUAGUCCUAUCUCUUCCUUUCAGUAUUUAGGUUCUUCCAUUGUGCCAAGAUGCUUAAUCCUGGCAAUGAAAUGGGGAACUUGGAAGGGCAGACUCUAUGUAUGUUGCUAGUCCUUGACAAAUGAUACCUUAUGAUGUUUCAUAAUAUUUAUUUAAGUGUGUUACUAGUAUGAUGUCGCACUCUCUUCAUUCGGAUGUUCCAAC